GCAACUCUGAUCAGUGGCGACGCAGCGGCGCCGCCGGUCGCCGCGGCCGAGCGGGUCACUGCGGGUGGGCUGUGGUGACAUUCGGUGUGUGAGUGAGUAUCCGUGGAGUGAUGUCGGUGUCGCUGCUCGGAUGGCUGUGGUGGCCGGCGGCCGUGCUGGUCACCGUCCUCGGCGGAGCGGCGGCGCUCCUCUACUGGUGGAUGACGCGCAACUACGACUUCUGGUCCUCCCGCGGCGUGUCCGGUCCGCCGCCCAAGUUCCCCAAUGGACACGGGAUCCCGAACCCACGCGACUUUCACUCCGUCGAGCGUGCGCUCUACGAGGAUUUCGGUGGAAAGCGCUACUGCGGCCUGUUUGAGUUUCGCCAGCCGGCGCUCUACGUCGGAGACCCCGAGCUGAUUUGCGCAAUCACCAUCAAGGACUUUGAACACUUCACUGAUCGGCGAGACCUGGUGCUCAGCAAGUGCAUGGAGGAAAUGCUAGUUUCUUUGAGUGGGCGUCGAUGGAAAGCGCUACGUGUAGCCAUGUCACCCGCCUUCUCAUCCAGCAAACUGCGAGCCAUGCAUCAGCUCUGCCUGGAGACGGCCAACAAUCUCAGUGACUAUGUGCGCGAAACAAUGGCCCGGGACGGAAAGGUAGAAUUGAAGGACGCAUUUGGCCGUUUCACCAUGGACAACAUCGCUGCCUGUGGCUUCGGAGUCGACUGCAACUCGUUCGGUGACCCGAACAGCGAGUUCACCAGGUACGCGUCGCAGUUCUUCAAACCGCUGAGCGGCUACGACAUGUUCCGGCUGCUGGUGCUCUCCAUUUUUCCGCGUCGUAUCGGGAACCUGUUGCCGGACCGGGCCGAGCCGGCGGGCGCCUUUUUCCAGCGCGUGGUGAUGCGCACAAUCGCGCACCGGGCGGAGCACGGCUCCGGCCGGCGCGACUACCUCCAGUUGCUGCUCGAGAUCAAGAGCGGCACGGGCGAGCGGGCUAUCAGCGACUCGCUGAUUGCUACCCAGGCGGUCAUGUUUCUGGUCGGCGGCUACGACACCACCGCCAGUCUGCUGACCUGCGCCGGCUACGCGCUGGCCACCAACGCCGAGGUGCAGCAGCGCGCACAGCACGAGAUCGACCAGGUGCUGGCUCGUCACGGCGGCCACCUCACGUUCGACGCGCUCUCUGAGAUGCAUUACAUGGACCUGGUGGUCAGCGAGACGCUGCGUCUGUACCCGCCCUUUAUGCGGAUUGAGCGGCAGUGCGUGCGUGAGUAUACGCUGCCGGGCACUGAGCUGACCAUUCCACCCGGCACGCUGGUCAUCAUGCCGGUGCUUUCGCUGCACCGCGACCCGGAGUACUACCCGGAGCCGCUGCGGUUUGACCCGGACCGCUUCCUGCCGGAGGAGAAGGAGCGGCGCCGUGCCGGCGUCUACCUGCCGUUCGGCAGCGGGCCGCGCGGCUGUCUGGCGCAGCGGUUCGCGCUGUUCGAGGCUAAACUGGCGCUGGUGGCCGUUCUGCGCGGCAGCACGCUGACGCCGGCCGCCGGCACGCCGCCACCGCCGCUACCGCUCGACCCCGGCGCCGUGGUCGCCACGCCCAGAGAGCCCACCUUUGUCCAGGUGCUGCCACGUCACAGCGGGUGAACGGGUCGGACUAUCGGACCGUGGCACCCAGCGAUACGGUCCCAAAGUGCGAGAUUAUAUUGGUGCAUUGACGCUAUUCUUAGCAAUCGUACAACGUGAUGCAGAGCGCGAUUCGGUCGUGCAUGCGAUCACAACACGGCCGUGCAUGCUGCCCCGCGGAUUUUGUUUCUCCAUCGACUAUGCAUCCAGAUUGGUUCUAGACUUCCCGGUGCCUGCAGUCGCACAUACACUGAUGAAUUACUUACCUGUGUGCUCCCCCGUCAAGUUUCCUGAACUAAAAUGUAGUUUUUCUUGGACAUGAUAUACAUGUCAGAGCAAUAUUUUGAUAUUGGUUGAAUAUAAGUUUGGCGCGCAUAAUA
This is a messenger RNA of Amphibalanus amphitrite, 1984 nucleotides long. Its product is annotated as cytochrome P450 9e2-like. Lineage: Eukaryota; Metazoa; Arthropoda; Thecostraca; Balanomorpha; Balanidae. The transcript has a single exon. The record is from RefSeq and is a predicted model, not a curated record. Gene Ontology annotation, molecular function: oxidoreductase activity, acting on paired donors, with incorporation or reduction of molecular oxygen; iron ion binding; heme binding. The coding region runs from base 111 to 1625 and encodes 504 amino acids.